AGAACAGAAUCUUUCAGAGUGGCUACACCUUCAGUAUAGAUUUCAGGUGACUGGACCCUACGGAAAGCUUGGCGAAAACACGGAGAAGCGGACGUUACCGCGGAUCGGGAGUCAGACCUGGGCGUCAAUUACGGCGAAGUAGCUGUUUUGCGCCUGCGCCGAACUUCCCGCAUGCUCAGUAGCUGAGGUUGGCCGGUCAGCAUGCACUGCUGACCUAUCCAAGGAGUGUAAGCGCUGAACUGCUCGCAGUGGGGACCUGUGGCUUGAUAACACUUUUUUUGGUUAUUCCUGAAGUGUCUUUCGUCUGACUUGAUCCCAGUCUUGUCACCAAUGUGGAUGGUAGAAAAAAAUGAUGUUAAGAGAUUGAAGACACCUGAAAUCCAGUGUGCAGUCAGAACGUGGUACCGGGACGAUAACUGUUGCUGAAUGGAUGCUGCGGCUGUCCGUUGUCUCCUGUGCUGUGUUCCCUUAGUGUGUGGAAAUCCCGGCGACCUGAGUGGAAGUGGGAGAGGGCCCAGCAUGGCUUGCGGUCACACUGUGUUGAUGCGGUUGGUGGCCUCAGCGUAUGCUGUGGCCCAGAAGGCCGGGAUGAUCGUCAGGCGAGUUAUUGCCGAAGGAGACCUGGGUAUCGUGGAGAAGACCUGUGCGACGGACCUGCAGACCAAGGCCGACCGAUUAGUUCAGAUGAGCAUAUGUUCUUCCCUGGCACGGAAGUUCCCCAAACUGACAAUUAUAGGGGAAGAGGAUCUGCCUCCUGAAGAAGUGGAUCAGGAGCUGAUUGAAGAUGGCCAGUGGGAGGAGAUCCUGAAGCAGCCCUGCCCGUCACAGUACAGCGCCAUCAAGGAGGAGGAUCUUGUCGUCUGGGUUGAUCCACUGGAUGGUACCAAAGAAUAUACUGAAGGUCUUCUUGACAAUGUAACGGUUCUUAUUGGAAUUGCUUAUGAAGGAAAAGCCAUAGCAGGAGUUAUUAACCAGCCAUAUUACAACUACCAGGCAGGACCAGAUGCUGUGUUGGGGAGAACCAUCUGGGGAGUUUUAGGUUUAGGUGCCUUUGGGUUCCAGCUGAAAGAAGUGCCUGCCGGGAAACACAUUAUCACAACCACCCGGUCCCACAGCAACCAGCUGGUUAUGGACUGUGUGACGGCUAUGAACCCUGAUGAUGUGCUUCGAGUGGGAGGAGCAGGAAAUAAGAUUAUCCAGCUGAUCGAAGGCAAAGCCUCUGCUUACGUAUUUGCAAGUCCUGGAUGUAAGAAGUGGGAUACCUGUGCUCCUGAAGUUAUUUUACAUGCUGUGGGAGGCAAGUUAACCGACAUCCAUGGAAAUGCCCUUCAGUAUAACAAGGAAGUGAAGCACAUGAACUCGGCGGGAGUCCUGGCCACGCUGAGGAAUUACGACUACUAUGCAAGUCGAGUUCCCCAGUCUGUCAAAAAUGCACUUGUGCCUUGAAGGGAAAUCAAGGACUUGCAUCUCGAGAGAGCGCAUUUUACACCUAACUGAAUGACACCAGAGCUCCACUCCCCGUUGAUGACUGUUCUAUCCAGUUACUUAGGAGUAGAAAGAGAAUUUUAAAAUGUCUUAAUUAAUUAAUCAUCCAGACCAAUUUUGAUAUCGGGAAAAUGUAUAAAGUUAGUAUAUGUCACAUUUCUUUCUCUCCAUUUAUUUGGAGAAAUGAAAGUUUAGCUCCAACUGGCUAGCCCGGUCACUUGCCCAAUCUACAUUCCUGUUUUGUAAACAAGAUUUCUGUAGCACAAGUUGUCACCUGAAUCUCCUCCUCGUUUUUCACAGUAAAGUAAGACAUUUUCCUACUCUCAUUCUGAGUACAUUAAAAUAUUAUAUAUGUUGAUGAAACAUUUUGGAGAAAAGUUUCUUUAUAAUAAAUUAUUUAAUUCUG
This is a messenger RNA of Sus scrofa (pig), 1891 nucleotides long. It is a transcript of the gene BPNT1, whose product is annotated as 3'(2'), 5'-bisphosphate nucleotidase 1. Lineage: Eukaryota; Metazoa; Chordata; Mammalia; Artiodactyla; Suidae. Gene Ontology annotation, biological process: phosphatidylinositol phosphate biosynthetic process. The record is from RefSeq and is a predicted model, not a curated record. Gene Ontology annotation, molecular function: 3'(2'),5'-bisphosphate nucleotidase activity.